UGUUAUAUAUGUUAUUUGUUAUUGCUUAUUGUUAUCAAUGUUAUCCGUGUUGUCGAUUUGUUUCGUUUCGUCUUCAUAAUCUUCGCAAACAUUAAACAAAACUCAAAAGUCUCUACUUGGUGUAAUAAGAAUCCUCGCCAUUUCAUUAUCUUCGGGAGACCGUAUUUAAAGUAUUUCGGACUCUAAAUCAGCUCUGAAUGUUAUCGAUCGCCAUAGUUUCCGGUAUAAAAAACCUAGUACUCUCAUCUCCGUACUGAAUUCAUAAGGAAGGAAAUCCCCAGUAUGUCACUAGAAACAGUACUCUUAAAGGAGCCUGAUUGCUGGGACGAAGACGAGGAUCGAAUGAACGCGAACAUUGAGGUGAAGAACGAGACAACACAGACACAACUAGAAAGCAAGGAACAAGUGGAAUAUGAGAUAGAAGCAGUAUUUGUAAAGCAGGAGCCCGUUUGGGAAAACACAAAGGUUUUUAGCUAUGAUCAAUCAGCCUCAAAGGUAGGGAAGGUUGAGGUGAAGACAGAGCUGUUGUGUGAAGAGCAGCAAUCUGAUUCCAAAGGACUUCCUCAUGUCGCAUUGGAGAGAGACAAAACGAAUGCCAUCAAGCAGCCGAUCGCCCCAUCCUUGUCUACAGGACAUGAGCAACCCAAGAAACAGAAGUUGCCACAAAUAAAAAAUGCACCACAAACAAAGAAACCUUAUUCCUGCAAUAUAUGUCAUAGAGAGUUUACACUAUUAAGUACUUUAAGGACGCAUCAACGAACACAUACUGGGGAGAAGCCGUACUCCUGCAUAGUAUGCAAAAAAAAGUUUACGCAAAUGACUUCUAUGAAACGACAUGAACUCAUCCAUAGCGGAGACAAGCCACAAGUUUGUGAAAUAUGCAACAGGCAGUUCACGCAAUUGAGUCAUUUAAUUCGUCAUAAACGAAUCCACACUGGAGAAAAACCAUAUUCUUGUGAUAUUUGUCAUAAAAGAUUUACAGAAUCUGGCACUUUGAAUAAACAUAAAUUAACUCACACUGGAGAAAAGCCCCAUUCUUGUAAAAUAUGUAAUAAGGUAUUCACGCAAUUGGCAAAUUUAAAGACGCAUGAAAAAACACAUACAGAUAUAAAAGAUUAUUCGUGCGAGAUAUGUCAUAAAAAGUUUAGGGUAAUUAAUCAUUUACGGGUUCAUAUGGUAAUCCAUACAGGAAAAAAAGAAUACUCAUGUGAUAUAUGUGAAAAGAAAUUUGCUAGGUCGGCAUAUUUAAAGGAACAUCAAAAAUUUCACACGAAGGUUGAUCUGUACAAAUGUGACAUAUGUGGGAAAAACUAUUCGCAAAUGGGCACGUUGAAUAGACAUAAAAAAAAUCAUCAAGGUAAGAAACCAUUCGCGUGCGAUAUAUGUAGCAGGCGGUACACUGAAAAAACUACAUUAUUGAAACAUAAGUUAAAUACCCACCUCUAACCAGGUAGCAGAUGCAUCUUUAAAAUAAUGGCGGAGUGUCUUAAUAAUUCUUU
Cydia strobilella is the source of this 1499-nucleotide messenger RNA. RefSeq names its product zinc finger protein 583-like. Bases 283 to 1446 code for a protein of 387 amino acids. Gene Ontology annotation, cellular component: nucleoplasm. Lineage: Eukaryota; Metazoa; Arthropoda; Insecta; Lepidoptera; Tortricidae. Gene Ontology annotation, biological process: regulation of transcription by RNA polymerase II. The record is from RefSeq and is a predicted model, not a curated record. The transcript has 3 exons. Gene Ontology annotation, molecular function: DNA-binding transcription repressor activity, RNA polymerase II-specific; RNA polymerase II cis-regulatory region sequence-specific DNA binding.